This is a messenger RNA of Psammomys obesus (fat sand rat), 878 nucleotides long. It is a transcript of the gene Uchl3, whose product is annotated as ubiquitin C-terminal hydrolase L3. Gene Ontology annotation, molecular function: cysteine-type deubiquitinase activity. The record is from RefSeq and is a predicted model, not a curated record. Gene Ontology annotation, biological process: protein deubiquitination; ubiquitin-dependent protein catabolic process. Gene Ontology annotation, cellular component: cytoplasm. The coding region runs from base 59 to 751 and encodes 230 amino acids. Lineage: Eukaryota; Metazoa; Chordata; Mammalia; Rodentia; Muridae. The transcript has 9 exons.
CGGCGGCGGCGGCGGCAGCGGCGGCUGUCAGAGCUAGAGCGCGGCCGGCGGAGCAGUCAUGGAGGGUCAGCGCUGGCUGCCGCUGGAGGCCAAUCCCGAGGUCACCAACCAGUUUCUCAAACAAUUAGGCCUGCAUCCUAACUGGCAGUUUGUCGAUGUGUACGGGAUGGAUCCUGAACUUCUUAGCAUGGUUCCAAGACCAGUGUGUGCAGUGUUACUUCUCUUCCCCAUUACAGAAAAGUAUGAAGUGUUCAGAACAGAAGAGGAAGAAAAAAUAAAAUCUCAAGGACAAGAUGUUACAUCAUCAGUAUAUUUUAUGAAGCAAACUAUCAGCAAUGCCUGUGGGACGAUUGGACUAAUCCAUGCCAUUGCGAAUAACAAAGACAAAAUGCACUUUGAAUCUGGAUCAACAUUGAAAAAAUUCCUGGAGGAGUCUGUGUCAAUGAGCCCUGAAGAAAGAGCCAAAUACCUGGAGAAUUAUGAUGCUAUUCGAGUUACUCAUGAAACCAGUGCACAUGAAGGUCAGACUGAGGCACCAAGUAUAGAUGAGAAAGUAGAUCUUCAUUUUAUUGCAUUAGUUCAUGUAGAUGGGCAUCUCUAUGAAUUAGAUGGACGGAAACCAUUUCCAAUUAACCAUGGGAAAACUAGUGAUGAGACGUUGUUAGAGGAUGCCAUAGAAGUUUGCAAGAAGUUCAUGGAACGUGACCCUGAUGAGUUAAGAUUUAAUGCAAUCGCUCUGUCAGCAGCAUAGCAUUUCGACAGAAAUACCAAAUACUGUAUUAUUUGCCACAAAAGUUAAAUUUCUGAUGCCAUAACUAACUCAAUUUUUAAUAUUUUCAUUAACGUGACUGAUUAAACUUUAUGUGAAUAAACUUUGA